Messenger RNA from Branchiostoma belcheri (Belcher's lancelet), 1765 nucleotides. Its product is annotated as allantoinase, mitochondrial-like. The record is from RefSeq and is a predicted model, not a curated record. Gene Ontology annotation, biological process: allantoin catabolic process; purine nucleobase catabolic process. Gene Ontology annotation, molecular function: cobalt ion binding; zinc ion binding; allantoinase activity. Lineage: Eukaryota; Metazoa; Chordata; Leptocardii; Amphioxiformes; Branchiostomatidae. Bases 10 to 1377 code for a protein of 455 amino acids. The transcript is spliced from 10 exons. Gene Ontology annotation, cellular component: cytoplasm.
CAGUUCAAGAUGGCGUCCCAAGUCAACUUUGACAAAGUUGUCCGGGGACAAAGAGUUGUUUUACCGGACGAAAUAUGUCCAGCAGAAAUCUGCAUCAAGGAUGGAGUCAUCGCAGAGAUCCGAAAGGGCAGUGCUUCCUCGUUUGAAGCUGGUGUGGAGGUAAUAGAUGCGGGAGACUUGUACGUGAUGCCUGGUGUAGUAGACAGCCACGUGCACGUGAACGAGCCUGGCCGUUCAGAGUGGGAGGGGUACGUCACCGCCACACGGGCCGCAGCGGCCGGCGGGAUCACCACCAUCGUGGACAUGCCUCUAAAUAGCGUACCCUCCACCACCACCUUAGCUGCCUUCCAGACCAAACUGGACACAGCCAGGGACAAGCUGUAUGUGGAUGUGGCCUUCUGGGGAGGGGUGGUCCCUGGUAACGAGGGGGAGCUGCAGGCCAUGAUAGCAGCAGGGAUAUCUGGGUUCAAGUGUUUCCUCAUCCACAGUGGGGUGGAUGAAUUUCAGCACGUCACAGAACCAGACUUACACAAGGCCAUGCAGGCCUUACAGGGAACCAACAGUGUCCUACUCUUCCAUGCUGAAGUGGAUCAACCUAUUGGUACACAGACCAGCACCAGUCCACAGGCGUAUCAGACCUUCCUGCAGUCCAGACCUAAGGCCAUGGAGAACCAUGCCAUACAGCUGGUGUCAGACAUGUGCCAGCAGUAUGGUGUGCGGUGCCACAUUGUUCACCUGUCCUCUGCUGAAGCCCUGCCCAUCAUCAGGACAGCCAGACAGCGAGGGUUACCCCUGACAGUAGAGACCUGUCACCACUACCUGACGCUCUGUGCCGAGGACAUCCCAGACAGGGCCACACAGUUCAAAUGUUGUCCUCCAAUCAGAGAGAGGAACAACCAGGAAGAGUUGUGGGAUGCACUAAAGGCACGAGACAUUGACAUGGUUGUAUCAGACCACUCCCCAUGCACGGCUGACCUCAAACUACUGGACACUGGGGACUUUGUAGCAGCAUGGGGAGGGGUGGCUUCUGUACAGUUUGGCCUGUCCCUGUUCUGGACUAACGCUGCCCAGAGGAACCUGACUGUUCGUGACCUGGUGGACUGGAUGUGUGUCACGACCUCUGACCUGUGUGGCAUGGGUCACAGGAAAGGGUCACUAGAGGUCGGGAAGGACGCUGACCUGGUGAUCUGGGACCCUGAUGGGACCUUCACUGUCACUGAAGACAUCAUUCAGCACAAGAAUAAGGUGACCCCGUACAUGGGUAGGGUGCUGAAGGGUGUGGUACACAGGACACUGGUACGGGGAAACACGGUCUUCAGCAGCGGUACCUUCUCCAGCCAACCAAUGGGAACCAUCCUCCUCAAACCUACUAACUAGGUUAUAUGACAGUCCAAUUAAAUGUGCUGGAAGACAGUAUCAUUUGGAUGAUAUGAGUUGAAAUGAAACUCAACUAUGCACAAAUCAGAUCACAACUACCUCAUUACACAUUGCAACUACUUGAUACUCUUUGCUACAGAUUGAAAAAAACAUGAAGUGGUGCAGACAUGAAAUAAGACCCUGGAAAGAUAGAUGAGAUGAGGAUUUUUCUAUUAGUGGUGUAGAAUAUUGAUACAUAACAAUCCUUGCAAAAUGUGCAAAGAAAUCAGUGCUGUACUUAAUGCUUAUGUGUAGCAUAUGCCUGAUAUCUAUGAGAAUUGUGGUGUAUAAUAGGUUAUAUAAAGAAAGUAAAUAAUUUAUUGUGGUAUGUGAUAUAUCAUUUAAAUGG